CUCAGAUAACAAGCAGCGUUGGAGCGAGCAGAGCAACACCACCCUGAUGGGCACCAGAACCCUCUAACCGUCCGGUCUGUUGGGGAAUUUUGCUGUAGACCGUUCAGACGUGCCUCAGGGCGACGGGAGCAGCAUGAGCGUCCCGCUGUACGCACCGACCCCUGUCCAGCCGGCUCACCCAACCCCCUUCUACAUCGAAGAUAUCCUGGGGAGGACUUCUACCACCGCCGCCCUGACUUCUCCUUCACCUUCAUCCUCCUCUUGCUCCUUUCCGCUCAUCCCCACGCCUACUCUACCGUCACCGAACUCGUCCUUCACUAGCCUGAUGGCUCCGUACCGGACGCCCAUCUACGAGCCCACACCGAUUCACCCGGCCCUGUAUGGUCCGUGUGCGUUCGGCUCCGUGUACCCGCUGCAGCAGCCCCGCUCCGUGGGGGAGUACGCGCAGGCGCUGCUGAGGCACGACGCGUUGGGGAAACCUUUGCUGUGGACUCCUUUCAUCCAGCGGCCUCUGCACAAGCGGAAAGGCGGCCAGGUCCGGUUCUCCAACGAUCAGACCGUAGAGCUGGAGAAGAAGUUCGAGACGCAGAAAUACCUGUCCCCCCCGGAGAGGAAACGCCUGGCUAAGAUGCUGCAGCUUAGCGAGAGACAGGUAAAAACCUGGUUUCAGAACCGCCGGGCAAAGUGGAGGAGGCUGAAACAGGAGAACCCUCAGGGCAGUAAGAGGAAUGCCGAGGAGGACUGCACUCUGAGGAGCAGUGGUAGAGGCGACCAGAGCCCUGAACAGAUGGGGAUCCAGAACCGAGAGCAGAGGCAGACGGGUGAGAACCCUCAGGCUGCGUGUCAGGCUUACACGGAUCAGGACUCUGAUGUAUCGCAUGAUACGGACCAGAAACUGGACAUAGAAGAUGAGUUCACACUAAACCCAUAGUCAGGGUCUGGAGACUAGACUGGAAACCCUGAGGCAACUGGAUUGGGCCACAGCCAACCUUCUGGUUUGGAUCACAUCCUGAUGGGGACUUGUAGGUAGGGUGACCAAAUCACAACUUGCCAAAUGUAGGACAAUGUGCAAUUCCAAUUCAAUCAGUUAGAGUAAAAACAUCUAUUUUGCCAUUAAGCUUUAACUUAACUGGUAAAUAUACAUAAAAUAUUGUUAUCAUCAUAUAUAUUUCAUGUAUUCUAUUUGAAUUGAAUUUGAAUAAGCAAACAGCAGAAGACAUACGAUUAUUUCACAGUUCCUCUAGAGUUACCACAGCUUAACCAAGGCUCUUUGGACCUUCUAGUGGCUCUGAAUAACUUUAGUUCAAAUCAUUUCAAACCAUCAUCUGAUUUUAGAAAUAUAGAUCAGUCCACAAUAAA
This is a messenger RNA of Nothobranchius furzeri (turquoise killifish), 1359 nucleotides long. It is a transcript of the gene hhex, whose product is annotated as hematopoietically expressed homeobox. Gene Ontology annotation, biological process: regulation of transcription by RNA polymerase II; cell differentiation. NCBI's taxonomy places the organism in Eukaryota, Metazoa, Chordata, Actinopteri, Cyprinodontiformes, Nothobranchiidae. Gene Ontology annotation, molecular function: DNA-binding transcription factor activity, RNA polymerase II-specific; RNA polymerase II cis-regulatory region sequence-specific DNA binding. The record is from RefSeq and is a predicted model, not a curated record.